This is a messenger RNA of Astyanax mexicanus (Mexican tetra), 4118 nucleotides long. It is a transcript of the gene flrt1b, whose product is annotated as fibronectin leucine rich transmembrane protein 1b. Gene Ontology annotation, molecular function: protein binding. The transcript is spliced from 3 exons. NCBI's taxonomy places the organism in Eukaryota, Metazoa, Chordata, Actinopteri, Characiformes, Acestrorhamphidae. The coding region runs from base 626 to 2797 and encodes 723 amino acids. The record is from RefSeq and is a predicted model, not a curated record.
CACGGAGCCGCGCGCGCGCCACGAGCGCUCAAACGCCCGAGCAGCAGCAGCCUCAACGACAGCGCGAGGAGCGCGUGCAGCACUCAGGUGAAGAAACUCUCAAAAGUGGGGGAAAACGCAGCAGAACCGUCGCAGAUGUGAGAACACCCAGUCAAAAUGAUGAGGGCACCCCUGGAUGUACAAAGACUCCCCCCCAAAACACUGGUUACGAGAUGUUCUGGCUGUAGGAGUUGGGACAAACAGUGAAUGCUUUGACUGAACUGCUCUGAAGACUGGAAACUUUCUCUGGAUGGAGAUAUAUGCUGGUGUCAGUGCCUACAAUUCUUGUAAUUCCCAUAAUUCCCACGAAUGCCACCAGUAAUGGAUGCCAUGGCUACCACUCACUGAAGUGAAAGGACAUGCAAGGACACUGAAGCAGUGUAAAAAAAAAAUUUAAGCCAAUCCUGGUAGUUCUCACCAUCUCAAGACAAGUUCCACAAAGGCAAAGGACAACCCAAACCAUCCUCACAAACUAGUUUUGGCAGGAAAAGAGGAUCCGUGUCACAAAGUGCUAUCCCAACCACCCCCAACAACACUCCAAAGUUCCAAAAGGAGUUGAGAAGCUGUGAGGGAACUAAGGCACAAUAUGGCAGCUGAAAGCCUAAUCGAGCUCAGGGACUGGCUGUUCCUGCUACUCCUGUGCCUGACGCUACUGGUGGAAGUGCUGGAGUUUGCAGCAGCAACAGCUGCCAUCACUGAGGCGGCACUCGGGGAAGCAGAGCUUCAAGGAGAUGUACCGUGUCCGUCAGCAUGUAGGUGUGAUGACGGCUUCAUUUACUGCAACGACCGUGGACUGAGCAUCAUACCUGCUUUGCCGUUAACAGCAGCCGUUCUCUAUUUGCAAAAUAAUCGCAUUGAUAACGCUGGCCUACCUGUUUCUUUAGAGCAGCGAAUGACUGUUCAAGUGGUUUAUCUUUAUGACAAUGAACUCGAUGAUUUUCCAACGCACUUGCCUCCCUCGUUACGAGAACUUCAUCUACAGGACAACAAUAUACGAACUUUACCCCGAGCUGCUCUAGCACGUUUACCCUUGCUAGAGAAACUCCAUAUGGAUGAUAACUCAAUUUCAACCGUAAGCAUCGAAGACAAGGCAUUUGCAAAUAAUCCACGGCUACGGCUGCUCUUCUUGUCACGCAACCACCUGUCAAGUAUACCAUCAGGGUUGCCAUCAUCGCUUGAGGAGCUUCGGCUGGAUGACAAUCGAAUUUCCACGAUUCCGACUCAUGCGUUCAGGGGGCUCACUUCGCUUAGACGUCUUUUCCUCGAUGGGAACCUGUUAGCAAAUCAACGCAUUGCUGAUGACACAUUUUCACGCCUGUCUAAUUUAACAGAGCUCUCUUUGGUGCGCAAUUCUCUUCAGUCUCCACCUUUAAACCUUCCCAGCUCACAUCUUCUUCGAUUAUAUCUGCAGGAUAAUGCAAUGGCUCACAUGCCACGAGGUUCCUUGGAUGGUAUGCGUAGAUUACAGAAGCUGGACCUGUCAGGCAACAACCUUACCACCCUCCCCAGGGGCCUGUUCAGGGACUUGGACAGCAUUUCACAGCUGCUUCUACGUGGAAAUCCCUGGCAUUGUGGCUGUAACCUCCGUUGGCUCCAUGACUGGUUGCACGUCCGAGGAUCAUCUGUAACCGUGAGGGGGCUAACAUGUCACGGACCAGAAAAGGUCAGGGGAAAAUCACUGAGGGACCUCACAAGUCAAAUGGAGCAAUGUGAGGUAGCUGUGGAUGGACUAGGUGCUGUUGGAGGGCUUGGGGGAGGCAAUGGCGCCAAGGGGGCAAAAGAUAAGGGGGAUUUUCCAACCGAAAUCCCAAUUACAACAACCGUCCCACUUCCCCAAGGUUCCCUCUUCACACUCAGGUCGAGGCGACCUGUACACAGGUACCCUGAUUUGGGACAGGACAGUUCUUUAGGGGGUGAAAGUGGGGUUGCUGGCAAAACAUUGAUCAUCAGCGUAAAGCCUUUAACUCCAGAGACAGUCCAUAUUACAUGGCAAGCUGCUCAGCCAGCAUCAGCUUUCAGGCUCUCCUGGUUAAGACUAGGCAACAACCCGGCCAUGGGUUCCAUCACAGAGACACUAGUCCCAGGUGACCGCAGGGAGUAUUUACUCACUCAACUACAACCGCAGUCAAGCUACAUUAUCUGCUUGGUGCCUCUUGUUGUCAACAAGGGAAGAUGGACAUCAAUUACAGCAACAGGGGGGUUUAAUAUGAACACUGACUCAGAGCAUGAGCAUCCUGCUUGUGCCCGAACAGAGACAGGAGAUCCCCAGAUUCAGCCUGGUGCUGAUCGGGGCCAGGACGUACAGGGUAUGGACGAACUAGCGGCCUUACCUCUUGCAGGGAUUAUUGGAGGAGUGACUGCAUGUGUAUCUCUGUUCUUAAUUUUUGGGAUCUUCUGCUGGUAUGGACAUCGUGCAGGAUACCUUGCAGCUGAUGAUCAUACCGUAUAUGGACGAGAUGCUGUUGUGUCCCGUAGUGGCACAAAGCAUUAUGAUGACUAUGUAGAAUCUGGUACCAUUAAAGACACCUCAAUCUUAGAGAUUGGAACUCCUGGUUUCCAGAUGACGCCACUGGCUGCUCAUCAACCUUUGCAGCCAAAAGCUAAAGUUGAGGACAUGACAUACAUUCAUACUAUUUUUCCCUCAAAUAAUACAACCCUUUAUAGGAGCACCCUUAACCACACAGUGAAUCCAGGCUAUGGAACCAACCGAGGAUACAGAGAAGGAGGAAUUCCAGAUAUAGAUUAUGCCUACACGUGAUGGCAUCUAUACUAUACCAUGUCUUUUUUUCUUUUCACUAUGUUUAAUACUGAGUAGCUGAGUAGGGGUUUGUUCAUUGCCCUAGGUUCCAAAGUAGGGGUGUGCCGAUUUUGAAGUAGCCUAUACAUCAUUCAUAUACAUUAUUCAUACUGACUGAAAAAUAUAUUAAGAGAGAUUGUCCAUUGAACAAAUUAAUUAAAUCAAGAAUUUGCAGAGAAGAAAAAGUGUCAUCAUUGACAUUUUUAAUUCCUUUUUGAAAACUGGAAGAAACAUCCCAUUUCACAAAAAGAACUAAUUUCAUUACUGACCACUCAAAGCUGGGUGUAAAACCAAUGCACCCCGUAAAGGGCUUUUAUUAUCGUUAUUGAUUUAUUCAGGUCAUGCCUUGUGUGUCUUUGGCACCACAUAAUUUCUGACAAGUCUGCGACAUGACCUCAUUUUCAUACGCCAAGUCAUGAAGCAAAAUUUCAAUUGGCACGCCCCUAAUCCAAAUGUACCCUUUGUGCCUCCUUCAGUCUAUUUCCAGUCUAUCUGUUUCUCAAUACAAUUUAGGGCAAAGAUCCUCUGGAACAAGCUUGUAACACUUAACAUAUAAGUGCCAGAGAUACCAUUCUUGGUAUUGACUUGACAUAAUCCAACAUUUUAAAAGUGAACUGAUUAACCUUUCUUUCCUUUUAGUACCAAUGAUUACCUGUUUAUUUCCUUUAACUAGGUCAUGUUAAGGGGACAUAUAGGAGGGUUAGCAUGAGGAUAAGGUGUAUGCUGAGGGACCAGGUGUGUAUAGUAGCUUUACUACCUGUACUGUAUAUACGUAUAUGUGCUGGGGAGAAAAUGGAUGCCUUUCAAGUCUUACAGGACACCUACUCAGUCAACAACAACAAAAGCAAGAAAAAAGGGAUUGGGGCGAUGAAAAAAACAAGACUAAAAAAGAAGUCAGCCUUUCUGUUUGUCAUUCUGAUUCUAGGUUCUUAUUUUCCCUAUUCCCUCUGUCUCUCUUUGGUUUUCUUUUAUUAUUUCCUGGGUUUUUUCUUUCUUCUUUUGCACACUGUGCAACUACUUUGUUCCAAGCCCAGAGAGCAGACAGGGGUGAUAACGGUUUUGACAACGAAGGAACUCAAAUUGCUCCUGGGUGUCUUUUCUUUUAACAAGAGAGAAAAACAAGGGAAAGAAGGCUUUGGAAAACGAGGCAAGUGAGGAAAGGUUUCAUGCAAACAACAACAAAAAAAUCUCUCAUUAAAAAAAACAGGUAUUUGGUGAAUGGAUGUCUUGUGUUUCAAAAAACAGUGGAUUUAUCACUUGACACAUAAAAGGGUUUCCAGUA